AUGUCUACUGUUAAUGUUGUGAAGUAUUUCUUCUACAGGGGCUUUGUCCCAAAGACUGAAGAACGAGCUCGCCAAUUAAUCACUUUGGCGUACCAAACGGCAAGAGAUCAGAAGCUUUACCCCAAGGAAAUUCUUAUCAGAUCUGAAAUCCAUAAGACUACUUCCAUCAACGGCGUCCACCAAGUAGAUCCUCUAGGGUACCACGUCACUCUCUGUUUUAAGGAUGACCAACAACUUCUCCGUGGUACCCACGUGUCAAGUCAUGGCUACGUGAAGGACCAGGAUCAUUUAGAAUUCAUUCAUGCGACUCAUACAGGAGAGAAGCGCGACGAUACGAAGAGACAGAGAGGGAAAAAGGAUGUGUGGCCAUCGGAAGAUGGGCUUGUUCUGGCGUCAGAAACGGGUUAUAGCCAUCUCUUACCAAAAUAAAUCCCCGAAGCAGGGC
This is a messenger RNA of Penicilliopsis zonata CBS 506.65, 445 nucleotides long. RefSeq lists its product as hypothetical. Lineage: Eukaryota; Fungi; Ascomycota; Eurotiomycetes; Eurotiales; Aspergillaceae. The record is from RefSeq and is a predicted model, not a curated record. Bases 1 to 429 code for a protein of 142 amino acids. The transcript has 2 exons.